AUGAAUCGCUCCCUUAUUAAGGUUUUAGCAGCUUUAUUCACAUAUCUGAUGGAGACAUACAACUUCAGAGUUGUGGACGCCAAGGAGCACGAUUCCAGAUCAUCCUCCAACCUGUCUCCAUCAGACUUUCUGGACUCACUCAUGGGUCGCACGUCUGGGUAUGAUGCGCGAAUAAGACCGAAUUUUAAAGGUCCCCCUGUAAACGUUACAUGCAAUAUUUUUAUCAACAGUUUCGGCUCUGUCACAGAGACAACUAUGGAUUACAGAGUGAACAUCUUCCUGCGGCAGAAGUGGAAUGACCCUCGGCUGGCGUACAGUAAAUACCCAGAUUCCUCCCUUGACCUGGACCCAUCUAUGCUGGACUCCAUAUGGAAGCCUGACCUCUUCUUCGCCAACGAGAAAGGAGCCAACUUCCAUGAUGUCACCACAGACAACAAGCUGCUGAGGAUCUUCAAAGAUGGGACUGUCCUCUACAGCAUCAGGUUGACUCUCAUUCUAUCGUGCCCGAUGGAUCUGAAAAACUUUCCAAUGGAUGUCCAAACUUGUACGAUGCAACUGGAAAGUUUUGGAUACACCAUGAAUGACUUGGUGUUUGAGUGGCUGGAGAACGGUGCAGUACAGGUGUCGGAGGGACUCACCCUGCCUCAGUUUAUCAUGAGGGAUGAAAAGGAGUUGGGCUACUGUACCAAACACUACAACACCGGGAAAUUUACCUGUAUUGAAGUUAAAUUCCACCUGGAGCGCCAAAUGGGCUACUACCUGAUCCAGAUGUACAUUCCUUCUCUCCUCAUUGUCAUCCUCUCGUGGGUGUCUUUUUGGAUUAAUAUGGAUGCUGCUCCAGCCAGAGUGGCGCUGGGAAUCACCACUGUGCUUACCAUGACCACCCAAAGCUCUGGGUCCAGGGCUUCUCUUCCAAAGGUCUCCUAUGUGAAAGCCAUUGAUAUCUGGAUGGCUGUGUGUCUGCUCUUUGUAUUUGCUGCAUUGCUCGAAUAUGCUGGGGUUAAUUUUGUCUCCAGGCAACAGAAAGAGUUCCUUCGCCUGAGGCGAAGACAAAGGAGGAAUCACAAGGAUGAUGAUCUGCGUGAAGGCCGCUUUAAUUUUGCCGGCUACAACAUGAGCCAAUGUCUGCCAACAAAGGAUGGCUCGGCUGUUAAAAAUGCUGUUCCAGCUCCCAACCCUCAACAACCAGCCUCAAAGGACAUAGACACCAUGAGGAAAAAGUUUGUGGACAGAGCCAAGAGGAUCGACACGAUCUCACGGGCCGCCUUUCCUCUGGCUUUCCUCAUCUUCAAUGUCUUCUACUGGGUUACCUACAAGAUCAUCCGGCAUGAGGACAUCCAUAAAAAGUAAAGACUUUGCCGUCGGCUGAGAACAUAUUUUACAUUUCUCAGAUUGAGAAAUGCUUAGAAAGCACAGGGAGAUGAGAGGGUAAACUGUGCAUUGAGAGGCACCAUUGUGGUAAUGGUGGUGUUCUUUCAGGGAUAACGUACAAUAUUUAUGAAUCGUACAGUAAUGUUCAUGAUUUGAUAAUGUGAACAGUUGUUCAGACACAGAUGCUUUAUUUGUUCUUGUACUGCUGCAAAAUAUUUUCUGAAGAUUAUAGAGAAAAGGUCUUAGCUCAAGACUCACUAACAUGCUGGAGAAGAUGGACCAAAAUGAUUUUGAAUUGAUUCAGACUUGAGGUCUACAACCAAGAAACAGAGGAACAUUCCAUGAAUCCGUAACUCUAAGGUAGCUCUGUCAAGCCCUCAAGAAGUUUUGCAAAUUUUCUUACCGAGGUAGCAUAGGACUGUUUUAUAAUGUACUUCUGUCAUAGAACUUCCACCCUAUUUAUACAAAACAUAGCUCUCACAUAGCAUUACAUAACUUUUGGGGCCAGGGACCUCUAAAAAACAUGUUUCAAGAAACCCUUAACAAUUGUAACACCAAAUUAGCUGAUGUGGUCUUAGAAUCGCUGGAUGACGUUGAAUAACUCAGUUUCUUAAUGCUUGUCUGCUACUUAGAUGGCUAACAAGCCAAGCUAAACAGCACCCCGUCCAGACUUUUUUUCCUUUUUUUGCACAGUUGUCACACUUACAUGUUUCAGAUCAAUUUUAUUAUUAGACAAAGACAAUAUGAAUAAAUACACAAUGUAUUUUUCAAAUGGUGAUUUCAUUUAUUAAG
Messenger RNA from Oreochromis aureus, 2163 nucleotides. It is a transcript of the gene glra2, whose product is annotated as glycine receptor, alpha 2. Gene Ontology annotation, biological process: chemical synaptic transmission; signal transduction; chloride transmembrane transport. Gene Ontology annotation, molecular function: transmitter-gated monoatomic ion channel activity; chloride channel activity; glycine binding. NCBI's taxonomy places the organism in Eukaryota, Metazoa, Chordata, Actinopteri, Cichliformes, Cichlidae. The coding region runs from base 1 to 1350 and encodes 449 amino acids. Gene Ontology annotation, cellular component: neuron projection; plasma membrane; synapse. The transcript has 9 exons. The record is from RefSeq and is a predicted model, not a curated record.